Aspergillus lentulus is the source of this 906-nucleotide messenger RNA. Its product is annotated as putative mitochondrial inner membrane protease subunit Imp2. Gene Ontology annotation, cellular component: membrane; mitochondrial inner membrane peptidase complex. The record is from RefSeq and is a predicted model, not a curated record. Gene Ontology annotation, molecular function: serine-type endopeptidase activity. Lineage: Eukaryota; Fungi; Ascomycota; Eurotiomycetes; Eurotiales; Aspergillaceae.
AUGCCUCCACCUCGGCCCUCCCCAGAGGGGCCACCUACAGGCAAAACGACCUCAAAAUUUAGAGUCCUCACACCAGAAAUGGCCAAAAUACGAUCAUCCAAACCACCGGUCCCGCCGACCACAACACCCUCCGCCUCCGCCUCCGCACCCGCCAGCGCUGCCCCAAAUCCCUCGCCCUCACUCCCCCCAACACAAACGCAAACACCACCGCAGUCAUCACCUCGUUCCAACCGGCCCUCUCUCUCCUCCCUCUUCCGCAAUCGCUACGCGACACUCCCAACACCCAUCCGCCGAACAUUCCGCGUCCUCCGCAUACUAGCACCCAUCAUCCCAAUCGGGAUUUUCUUCUCCGAACAUGUCCUCCAGGUAAUGUGGGUGCGGGGGCCGUCAAUGACGCCCUUCUUGAACGAGGACUACGAAAGCAUGCAUACGAAGAGCGACAUGGUGUUGGUGAACAUGUGGCCGUUCGGCGGGGCGGGAUGGCCCUGGGAGCGGAAACGGAGGUUGGAACGGGGAAUGAUUGUUACGUUUCGGUCGCCUGCCAAUCCCAAACACACCGCCAUUAAGCGGGUUAUCGGUCUCCCCGGUGAUCGGAUCACGACUCGUGAACCGUGCAUGAAGGCGUCGCAGAUUGUGCCGUUCAAUCAUGUCUGGCUGGAGGGUGAUGCGGAGGAUCCGAAGAAGUCGCUUGAUAGUAAUACGUAUGGGCCUGUGAGCAUUAGUCUCAUCACGGGGCGAGUCAUUGCUGUGUUGAGGCCGCAAUUUAGGUGGCUCAACUGGCGGGAUUGGGAGAAGGGGGUUGUUGAAAGUGACGGGGAUCAUAGGUUUGGGGAUAAUUACCGCCAAGAUGUCCGGCAACGGGUGUUGAAGGAGGCUGUCAAGUUGGAAAAACCUCGAAUAGAAUAG